Molecule: messenger RNA, 3299 nt
Organism: Perca fluviatilis (European perch)
Lineage: Eukaryota; Metazoa; Chordata; Actinopteri; Perciformes; Percidae
Gene: drd4b
Product: dopamine receptor D4b
Exons: 5
Coding region: 293-1627 (444 amino acids)
Biological process (GO): adenylate cyclase-inhibiting dopamine receptor signaling pathway; adenylate cyclase-activating adrenergic receptor signaling pathway
Cellular component (GO): plasma membrane
Molecular function (GO): dopamine neurotransmitter receptor activity, coupled via Gi/Go; G protein-coupled receptor activity
Source: RefSeq, a predicted model, not a curated record
GGAGCGGGCUGACUGAGAAGACGGGCAGGGAAACUGAUCCACACAACUCUACAAGAGCCCGGCAGCAUCCGUGCAGAAAAUGUAAAAGAAAAAAGGAAACGAGGGGCUGGAUAAAGCAGAGUUUGGCUCUGUGCGCUGCGGGGCAUUUGGGUUUUGGAGAGCGGAGCGCAUGCAGCGCGCGCUCACAGCGGAGACUCAAAAGGCGUCAGAUGAGCGUCCUCGCGGGGAAAUGCUCAGAGACUUCACCUGUCACUCUGCUACUUAUCUCGGAGCUGCUGGAUACGGCUCCUAGAUGAAAACUACUCCGGAGAGAGUCGCUCGGCACGGCGGAACACCGGCGACCAUGUCGGAGAACUCCAGCGAUUUCAACAACGCCACGCUGCCGGCGGCGGCUGCGGUCACACACUACAACUUCCCCGCGCUCAUAUUCGGGAUUCUGCUGAUUGUGAUCAUCACCGGGGGGAACGUGCUCGUGUGCCUCAGCGUGUACCUGGAGAAGGCUUUAAAAACCACAACGAACUACUUCAUAGUCAGUCUGGCGUUUGCAGACUUGCUGCUGGCGGUGCUGGUGCUGCCGCUCUUCGUUUACGCAGAGUUUCAGGGCGGAGUUUGGUCCUUGAACAUGCUGAUGUGUGACAGCCUGAUGACCAUGGAUGUGAUGCUGUGCACCGCGUCCAUAUUCAACCUCUGUGCCAUCAGCGUUGACAGGUUCAUUGCCGUGUCCAUCCCUCUAAACUACAACCGUAAACAUGUGGACCAACGUCAGCUGGUCCUGCUGUCGGCCACCUGGCUGCUGGCCCUCGCCGUGGCCUCGCCCGUCAUCUUUGGCAUCAACAACGUGCCUAACCGCGACCCCAGUGAGUGCAAACUGGAGGACAACAACUAUGUGGUUUAUUCCUCGGUCUGCUCCUUCUUCAUCCCCUGCCCCAUCAUGGUCCUGCUCUACUUCGGGGUUUUCCGCGGGCUGCGGCACUGGGAGGUGACUCGUAAGGUCAAACUGCGCAGCAGCAUCGAGGCCUGCAGGAAGCUGCAGCACGCCGCCGUCGCCACCGCCUUCCCCCCGCUGGCGGGCACCAUCCCCGGGCCUCUGCCCAUGCCUCUGCCCAGGAUCAUCGAGAGGGACUUGGCCCAGUCUCGGCUGGACGAUACGGACGACUACAUGCAGCAGGAGAUUCCUUAUCCCCGGCAGUACCGAGAGAACUCGGUGCCCACGGUGACGUACAGCCAAAAGCUGCGCAUGAAGAAGAGAGCCAAGAUCAACAGCAGGGAGAGGAAAGCUAUGAGGGUGCUGCCUGUCGUAGUAGCCGUUGUGGCUGCAUCAAUACGGUUGCUUCCUGUUCUGCUGGACUCCGUUCUUCGUGGUGCACACGACUCGAGCCGUCUGUCUGACGUGCGACAUCCCUCCCGGUCUGAUGAGCACCGUCACCUGGCUGGGCUACGUCAACAGCGCUCUCAACCCCAUCAUCUACACCAUCUUCAACACCGAGUUCAAGAAAUUCUUCAAGAAAUGUUUCAGCAGCUGCUGUCGGAUUUCCCUCCGCAGACGCUAAAGGAAAGAAAGUGGAAGGUUUCCGGUUUUGGCCAGUCAGCUCAACUCUGGUCUGCCAUGCUGGAUGUGGAUGCUUAAAAUUGAUGGUAUCUGGCCGACAGGAAAAAUACGCUUUAACACAGUUACUGGUGAUAUAUAUCACAUUUCUGGGCCCAUUUUGUCAUUUGGGGAUGUACUUUUCUUGAUCCUCUGGGAUUACUGCCCCAACAAAAUGAUGUUGGAAAGUAAAGCUGCAGAAAACAGCUAAACAGACUCAAACUCUCCUGUCUGAGAGGAGCUUUUCCCCACUUUCAGUAUUCUGUACAGCACGUCUUUACUGUAUAUCAGCCUUGGUUGUAGUUGGUCUGCCAGUUCCAGUGAACAACGUGGGAUUUUGUACUGGUCUGCCCGAAAGGAUUAAUCAGGGCAAAAAUGUCCCCAGGAUGCAGAAAGACUGAAUAAGCUUCAACAGACCAGAAUGUCAUACAGCUGGAAGCAGCUUCAUGACAAAAUAAAUCUCUAAAAAAGGGUUAGUUUGAUAUUUUGGGAAAUACGUUUAUUCGCCUUCUUGCUGUGAGUUGGAGGAUUAGAUCAAUACCACUCUCACGUCUGUACGCUAAAUAUGAAGCUACAGUCAGCAGCUGGUUACGACAAUUUGUAGUUUUACAAAGCGUUAUGAUGUUAGGCUAUUUAUUGUCCCGGGGGAGUAACUUCCUGGCAACCUGCGGACACUGCAUGCUAGCUUUUUCCCUCCGUUUCUAGUCUUUAUGCUAAGCUAACUGGCUCCAGGCUGUAUGAGAGUGGUAUUGAUCUUUUCAUCCAACCCUCGGCAAGAAAGCAAAAAGAGAGGACUUCCCCAAAACGUUGAACUAUUUCUUUAAAGCAUUUGUUUCCAAACGUGGGUACAUGUACCUCCAGGGGCAAAAAAAGACUCAUAAAAGAGUGCGGGUGUGGGGGGGGUAUGUAGUUGGAGGUUGAAAGACUGAAGGGGUACAGGAGAGACCGUAAAAAGUUUGUGAAACACUGCUUUAAAGCAACACAACAUUCACAUCAGUCCUUCCGGGACUGUCAAAAGUUAAAUAAGACAUUACAGUUCUUCUGGGAAAUGCCAAAAAUCCGCCAAUUGAUCAACGAGUGACAGGCAAAGAGGCUGGUGGAAGGGAAGUACGAACAAAACGUUUCAUCAACUAAAUAUCUGCCCGGAAUCGGAAGCGUGGUAUCAAGACGUAGGAGUGGAGUUUUUAACCUUUAGAGGAGCAGCAGGAUCUGCUACAUCCAGUCGACUGACGCUCCCCCAUCAUGGAUCACUGACUCUUCUAAGAACUGUGUGGGAAUCAGUAAAACGGUUUAUAAUGUGCAACAUGACACACAAAAAAACACAACAACCAGCUGCCCAUGGCUGUUUAAAGUGAUUUUGACACAUGUACAGACUUAAAAGAAAAACAUUCAUACAGUAUUAAGUAGCAAUAUGCCUUAAACUUCACAGGAUGUUCUGGCUGUCUGUCGUGAUAGAAGUCAAACUCUCAAGAUACUGAGGAGCUAAUGAGAUCCCUAAAAAAAGUCCUUUUUAACUUGUCAAGAACAGAUCUCCAUUCCUGUUUCAUAUUUAAACCCUGUGAGCCCUCAUCAACACCCUUCAACACCGAGAAUGAGAGUCACGGUUUGUGGCUUUCUCUGCUUUUUACCUGAACAAUACAACACCGGGAACACACCGCCGGCGUAAGGCCGGUUACACACUGGCUGCGUGGCGUGAGCGUGGCGUUUCAGUUGC